CCCUCUGAAAGCACCAACCAUCUUUUCCCAACGACGGCCACAAUCUCUAUUCCUAGUCCGAAAAUUCCUUUUUUCCUCCCUCUCAUUAGCAUUUCCCUCUCUUUCUAUUUCUCAUUUUCUUCUCUUGCCAGCCAACAAUGGCCGGCAAAAAGAAAAUCUCCUUAAUCGCCGGCUCCUUCCUCCUCGUCGCUGCCGCGGUCGCCUGUGUUGUUGCCGUCGUCGUCAGCACCAAAUCAUCAUCCACCACCCCCUCCUCAUCCCCUGCUCAACCGAACACCGCCUCCACGUCCGCCUCGGUCAAAGCCAUCAAAUCGAUCUGCCAACCGACCAGCUUCCGCGAGACGUGCGAGGACGCCCUCACCAAGGCCGUAGGCAACAACACGGACAUCAAGUCCCUCAUCAAAACAUCCUUAGAUGUCACCAUCACCCACAUCCGGGACGCCGCCAACAGGUCCUCUGUCCUCCAUGCCGCCGCCGAGGACCCCACCACCUAUUUGCCCCUCCAGACCUGCAUGACCGUCUUCGACUACGCCGUCCAGGACCUCAAGGACGCCGUCGACCACGUCCUGAGCUACCAGCUCAACGAUCUCGACAGGGCCGUGUACGACCUCAAGAACUGGCUCAGCAGCGCCAGCACGUACCAAGAGACCUGCGUGGACGAGUUCAACAACCAGACGUUGCAUAUGAAGCCUACGGUGACGGUGGCUCAAGACGGGAGCGGGCAGUUUAAGAGCAUUAACGAGGGACUUGCGGCGUUGCCGAGGAAUAAUAAGGAUUAUGUUGUGUUGUACGUGAAGGAAGGGGUUUAUAAGGAGCAGGUGAGUGUGGAGUCGGAUUUGAACAUGUUGGUUAUGGUUGGGGAAGGGCCGACUAAGACUAGGGUUAGUGGGAAUUUGAAUGUGGCUAAAGGAGGUGGGCUUGGCACUUGGGAAUCCGCAACCUUCGCGGUUAUGGCUCCCGACUUCAUGGCUCGGGACAUAGGCUUCGAGAAUACGGGCUGGUCGCCGAAGGCCACCAAGCCGUCGCAUUCCGGUGCCAAGGUGACCAAGCCAUCCUCUUCAACUGCCACUUCGACGGCUACCCAAGACACCCUCUACGCUUCAGCAAACGCCAAUUCUACCCGCGACUGCACCAUCACGAGGUACCGUCGACUUCAUCUUUGCAACGCCUUCGCCCUCUUCCAGAACUGCAACAUCAUCGCCCGCAAACCCGCUACCCAACCAACAGAACAUCCUCACCGCCCACGGCAGCAAGUGGGAGAACGAGAGCACCGUCUACGUCAUCGCACAAGCUGCUCCGUCUUCGCCGAGCCUGCCCUCGUCCCUUUCAUCGCCCAAAAUCCUAGUUUCCUCGGCCGACCGUGGAAAGAGCGAGCGAGGACUAUUUAUAUGCAAUCGUAUAUCGGCGACCUUAUUCAUACGGACGGUUGGAUGCCGUGGGAGAACGAGCCAAAAUCGAUAAAUACUUGCUUGUAUUCGGAGAUCGAUAAUUAUGGGCCGGGAGCGAAGAAGGAAGGAAGAGUGAAGUGGCCUGGGAUUAAGGAUAUUAACAUUAAGCACGCCGAUAUGUACACCUUGGAUGUUUUGUAUCAAGGAGCCGAAUGGGUGAAGAAAUCGGGAGCGGCGUUUUCCCCCGGGAUGUUGCCGCCCUCGUCGCCGAACCAGCCAGCACCUCCGGCUCCCAUGGUUACGCAGAUGCAGGUGGAUCCGAUAAUUACGGGCCCGAUACCGCCGAAGAGAAGAAAGUAAUUGACAAGGAAGAUUGAAUAUUAUGUACCUGGUUGUUAUAUAUAUGUGUGUAGUGUAUAUUCUUUUUCGGGCGAA
Messenger RNA from Asparagus officinalis (garden asparagus), 1823 nucleotides. Its product is annotated as pectinesterase/pectinesterase inhibitor-like. Lineage: Eukaryota; Viridiplantae; Streptophyta; Magnoliopsida; Asparagales; Asparagaceae. Gene Ontology annotation, molecular function: pectinesterase inhibitor activity; pectinesterase activity. Bases 138 to 1748 code for a protein of 536 amino acids. The record is from RefSeq and is a predicted model, not a curated record. Gene Ontology annotation, biological process: cell wall modification. The transcript has 3 exons.